Rotaria sordida is the source of this 2841-nucleotide messenger RNA. NCBI's taxonomy places the organism in Eukaryota, Metazoa, Rotifera, Eurotatoria, Philodinida, Philodinidae. The record is from the annotation of a GenBank genome assembly.
AUGUUUCAUAAAUCAACAACAUCACCUGAAGAAUAUUUUUCAAGACAUAAUCGAUCACGACCACAACAAGGAGCCUUCAGUGGUCAAGAUACUUCUACUAAACAGUUUUCUUUAAGUCAUUCAUAUUCGAUUACUGAUUAUGGUCGACAAAUCUUUAACAAUGCACAAACAAUUUCGCCAGAUGAAUUAGCACAUAUACUUAAUAAACUUGACCGUAUAAUAAAACAUUCUCAUGGUGAACAACAACUUGCAAAUUUCAAUGAUAUUAUUCUUGCACUUAUAUCUGUUCGUUCAUCAAUAUUAGUAUCAGUUGCUCAACAUAAAUUUUUUACUUUAUUACAAAAACCAUUUAGUGAAAUCAUUGAUCUAUGGUUUCAUGAAACUAAAUUAAAUGAGAAUCAAUCAUUAUUCUUUCGAAUUAUACCUAAAUUGUUAAAAAGAAUAUUUAAACAUACUCAUGGUGAUGAUUUCUAUCCAUCAUGGUUACUUGAUUCAUCAUUUCUUGAGAUUAUUGGUAGUUCUUUUACAAAUCUAUCAAAAUCGGAAAAAGAUUUUUUGGAAAAAAGUCAAAUUGAGUUAAAACAUUUUACACGUUUAUUUGAUAUUUAUAUUGAUUAUCAAGAAAGAUCGAAUGAAAAUAAUUUUUCUAAUAAACAUACAUUAAUUGAAUUAAUUGAUCCUAUUCUACAUUGUCUUUCUUCACAUCAUUAUAUUGAUUUAUUUGACAUAACAAAUAUAACCAAAAGAACAAUGGGAAAAGAAGAAAGAUUUUUUCUUUUAAAAUGUCCAUCAUUUCUUCUAUCUUAUAAUGGUCCUCGUAGUGAUCAAGUAAUAAAUAGUUUACUUUCAGCAAUGUUACCUCUAUAUAUUGAUAUAUUUAAUAAAAUAAUUCCUCAAAUAAAUGAAUGGACUAGUUCAACUUUUCAAGCUGUAAAUUAUCUAUUGAAAAUGGUCAAUCAUAAAUCAGCAAAUAUAGAAACUAUCAUUGAACAUCUAUCCUUUAUUGAUCAUAUAUUAACUUUAGUUAAUACACCAAAAUUGUACAAUAAUCUUGAAGAAACAUUAUCUAAUCCAGAGACAAGAUUGAUCGAUACAGCUGCUAGUUUUCUUGCUAAAAUAAUGGAUGAACCAACAAUUUUAAGCUAUGUCAAGCAAAAGAACGUGACAUCUUCAUUUCUUCGUUUAACAUCUGUUCGAUAUCAGCCAUUACAUGAUAAUAUUCAUCAGAUUCUUUCUCAAAUAACAAGUGAAAAGGAUAUAAAAUCAAUGGCUAAUCCAGGUAGUUUACUUUCAACAACUGUUCAAUCAUUAAAAACUGUAAUUAAUGAAAAUAGACAUGAUGAAACUCAUGUUGAACAAUUACUUGAUACACUCAAAGGUCUUGUUCAACAUGAUCAAAUGAAAGAAGAAGUACUCAAACAAGAUGCUCUUCCAUUUCUUCUGGAUUGUGCGAAUAACUUCUUUGGUGAAAAAUUAAAAUUACUAUUAGAAACUUUAUGGUCGUUGUCAUUUUUGAAAGACGCAGCACAUGAAAUUCGUGAUCGUCCUGAUGUUAUAGAAAAAAUUCAAACAAUAUCACAAACUACUGAGGAUGAAGCAGUGAAAAAAGCAUCUGAAGGACUUAAUUGGAAACUAGUAGAAGAACCAAAAUUUUUGAAAAAACUUGCAAAACAACAACAAGAAGAAAAUAGUAAGAGUCCUAAAGUAAUUGAAACAACAGAAGUCAUCGUUGGAGAGGAUGGAAAAAAACAAGUUAUAACUAAAACAAUACCAGCUAGUGAUGCACUACCCGAACGAAUAUUUGACUAUGAUAUGAUGAUUUCUUAUUGUCAUGCAGAUAAAGAUUUAGUAUAUAGAAUUCAUAAAUUUCUCAAAGAUCAAGGUUUUAAAAUAUGGAUUGAUCUUAAUAAUAUGUUUGGUCCAGCAAUGAAUGCUAUGGCUGAAGCUGUUGAAAAUUCUGAAUUUGUAAUUAUGUGUAUGUCUGAAUCAUAUAAAAAAAGUACAUAUUGUCAAGCUGAAGCUGAAUAUGCAUUUAAUUGUAAACGACGUCUAGUUCCAUUAAUUGUUAGACCAGGAUAUAGAGCAGAUGGUUGGUUAGGUUUUAUGAUUGGUUCACGAAUUUAUGUUGAUUAUGGUGGUUUUGAUUUUGAUAUAGCAUGUGAAAAAUUAAUGACUGAAAUUCAUCUACAAAAAAAAAAAGCACUUCCACCCAAACAAAUUGUACUUUCUCAUCAUGAAAAACCAAUGGAAACACCAUUAGUACAAACAAAAGUUGAAGUACCACCCGUAGUUUAUACAUUAUCAGAAAUAUAUACGAAAAGAACAAUUGCAUUACAUUUUAAAUCUCGUCCUAUUCAUGUUUGGACAGAAUCAGAUGUAGCCGAUUUUCUUUAUAAUCAACAUUUAAAUGAAUUUAUUCCUUUAUGUGAAAAAAUGGAUGGUCCUGCAUUAAUACAAUUAUAUAAAAUGUGUGAAUCACAACGUAAUGAAACAUAUGCUUUACUCAAUGGUGAAUUGAAAUCGAUACAACAUAUAAAAUUACCUCUUGGAGUUUAUACACGAUUUUUAAGUGUUAUGGAACAAGUAGUUACAUCUUUCCUAGCAUCACUUUCUUAUCCACCAAUUGUAAUAGAACCACCGAAUUCUCUUCCACAAAUUGAAGAAAUAACUUCAAUUAGGUCAUCUCACUCACGUAUGACUCCAUCCUAUGAUAUCUUAAUUACUUCAAAUGCUCCUCCAUUACAAAUAUUAGAAAUGGUUCAUAAUUGUGUUCUUCCAGUAAAACAAAGAUCUUAUAGAGAACAUCGACAUAAACGUAAACAUAAGAAAAAAUCUUUUUAG